Xyrauchen texanus (razorback sucker) is the source of this 2826-nucleotide messenger RNA. RefSeq names its product mitoguardin 1-like. The coding region runs from base 143 to 1927 and encodes 594 amino acids. NCBI's taxonomy places the organism in Eukaryota, Metazoa, Chordata, Actinopteri, Cypriniformes, Catostomidae. Gene Ontology annotation, biological process: mitochondrial fusion. The record is from RefSeq and is a predicted model, not a curated record. The transcript has 16 exons.
CGAACAGGAAGUGUGUUAUAGAUUCGCGGUGUUUGUCCCCCACGCGAGCUCAUCACAUUGAGGGUAGAUGGAGUGCCAAUGAGAAAGCACUAAAUGUUGUACUGGUGAAGUGGACAAUGGGAAGUAAUUGAGAUUUGGCAUCAUGACUGAAGACACGUUCAGAAGCUCGCACACGUCCAUGAAGGUGGCUGCCUUGCAUUUUGUGGAUCUGCCUCUGUCUGUCUAUUACUCUCUCCCACAGGUAAGUCUAAGUGCCGGUACCAAGAAGCUCUUUGCCGCCACUGCCUUUGGUGCCGUCUCCCUCAUCUUCCUCGCUCGUCAUUUCAGAAGAAGAAAGGGCAAGAAGAAAGCCAAUUCACCUGUAGAACACAAGAAGUUUGAGUUCCUUACCUGUAUCCCGCUGACAAAAGACAUUGGCAGCAAUAAUGAAAAUCCACCUCUGAACAUGAAGAACUGCUACUCAUGUAGUGUGGUGUCCAAUGGCAGCCUGUACAGCAAGUUCUCGGGUUCCCUUCAGAGCCUGGCCUCAGUGAGGAGCAGGCACGCCUCCAGCAGUUGCACCUGUGCUAACAGCCCCAGCUGCUGGGAUGGAGCCGGAGAUGAUGGUGAUGUCUGUAACCUGCUUAACAUCCCCGUCGCCACUCCAGAGAAUCUCUACUUGAUGGGGAUGGAGUUAUUUAAGGAGGCCCUCCAGCGCUGGGAGCAAGCGCUAACGUUUUGCAGUAGGCGCAAGGAGGAUGAGGCUAGCUGUGAAUCAGUUAAACUGGGAGCUGGAGAUGCCAUAGCAGAAGAAAGUAUCGAGGGCAUCAUCACUGGAGAUUUCAUCCAUAAUUUGGAGUCUCUGCUUCAGAAUGCCUAUCGGCUACAGGAAGAAUUUGAGGGAGCGUUGGGGCUGACAAACACUUCAACGCAGCCCAGUAAUGACAAACACACAGAUCUCUCUAUGAGGGAGGACCUGGAAGGCACCUGCCUCAGAGACUCAAUCAGCAUUGCCUCUACGGAUUCCUUUGUGUCUGCAGCAGAGUUAUCUGAGCACAAAGAGAUGAGGAGUGCCUAUGCUCUGGGCUCACUGUGCCAUUACCCCCUCUAUGAGGAGGCUUUGCAGAUGGCUGAAGAGGGCAAGAUAUCCUGUCGAGUUCUACGAACUGAGAUGCUUGAAUGUCUUGGAGACACUGACUUUCUGGCAAAGCUGCAUUGUAUUCGACAAGCAUGUCAGAUCAUAUUAUGUGAAAGGGCAACUAGAGCAUUUUUGUCUGACACAGGAAAGAACAUAUUGUCUUCAAUAAUUGUCAAAGCAAGGAAGAGCCCAAAAAGAUUUGAGGAGGUGUUUGGAGAAAUGAUCUGCUUCCUGGAGAAAGAAGAUCACUGGGAGAACACAGAAAUUGAGCUUUCUUCAAGAGGGGUAAAGCAUCUAAACUUUUAUGACAUUGUUCUUGACUUUAUCCUAAUGGACUCAUUUGAGGAUCUUGAGAAUCCACCAAUCUCUAUCCUUAAUGUGGUCAAUAAUCGCUGGCUCAACAGCUCCUUCAAAGAGACCGCUGUUGCAUCAAGCUGUUGGUCUGUUCUGAAACAGAAGAGACAACAUAUAAAGGUGCAAGAUGGCUUCAUUGCUCAUUUCUAUGCAGUCUGUGAACACAUAAGUCCUGCACUGGCCUGGGGGUUCCUGGGCCCUAAAAGUUCCUUGCAUGACUUCUGCCGUUUCUUCAAGGAGCAGGUACUGUUCUUUCUAAAGGACAUCUUUGACCUGGAGAAAGUGCGUUAUUCCAGUCUGGACACUCUGGCGGAGGACAUCCUGCACCUGCUUCACAGACGCUCAGACCUGCUCCUGGCUUACCUCAGUGCAGACUCUCUCCGUCACCUCAAUGGCUGUGCCAGCACACCUUUGCACCCGGUCCCUAGUGCUUUACUAGAGGCCCGAGUCCAAUGAGCAACUGUCUUUCUUCUACAACCGCCACAUUUUCGUGGACAUUUUUACUCCAGCUCUGGAAAGCACUGCAGUUGAGAUCCUGGUUUCUGUGUUCAGUGCAGUUACUCUUGUCCUACAUGUAUUAGUGUUAUGUUUAAAAUUAAGUAGGAAGAAAGGGUGAUGUGGUUUCCCCCCCAAAAAUAAAUUCUUCAAUAACUCUGCACAACAAAUUAUCUGAAGUUAUAGGGUCUUUGUAGGUGAUGUAUUGAGACUUGUGAGCAUAGGCCAGUGUUUGGAAAGGUAGGGGUGUUUUUAUUUAAGGUGGCUCCCUUUCUUCAGGUUGCUAUUAGUCUCCCAAAAGUUCUUGACAAACUGACCUCAAUAGUAGUCUGCAGAUGAUACGUUUCUUAUCAGAAAGAAUGUAGUGGCCAUAAAUAAAAUAAACCUGGGCCCUAUUCAAUAAAGCCAUCAAAAGUUAAUGAAACACAAGCAAUAGCAGUAUACUUCUAUUUUCAUUAAAACAGUGAAUGCCAUGAUGUGCAGAUGUUUUGUUGACAAUUGUAACAGCCAUUUGGGCCAAUAAACACUAAAGAUACUUUUCCGCCAUUGGACUAAACAUUUAAACUUAAGAUCCAUGUCAUUCUGUACCAAUCAAGGCUGGCUUGCAGGGUUUUUCUCUUCAUUGUGGUGCUCUGAAUUCAGGACCAGAAGUAACUGACUCGGCAAGUGACCAAUUGUGCGUUGUAUGUCCUAAAGCUGUUCCACCAGCAUGCUUGAAAAUCCACGCUGGGAACUGUUUGUAAUUUUUGCCAUAAUCUAGCUGUGCUCAAGUGCAAAUGCUACUAGAACAGUUACUUGAUGUAACUGUUCUAGUACCAUGGCGGAACAGCGUUUUGAGUUGUAUGAACUGGAGCAUUCAA